Molecule: messenger RNA, 636 nt
Organism: Sorex fumeus (smoky shrew)
Lineage: Eukaryota; Metazoa; Chordata; Mammalia; Eulipotyphla; Soricidae
Gene: INSL6
Product: insulin like 6
Exons: 2
Coding region: 1-636 (211 amino acids)
Cellular component (GO): extracellular region
Molecular function (GO): hormone activity
Source: RefSeq, a predicted model, not a curated record
AUGCCGCCCCUCCUUCGCGCCUGUCUGCUCUGUCUCUGUCUCCUGCUGGUUCGAUUCUCCCGGGAGCAGACCGAAGUGAGAGAAGCCCGCAAACUGUGCGGCAGGCACCUGCUGAAAGAAAUCGUCAAACUCUGCGGCAGCUCUAACUGGAGCAACCUGGAGCUAAAGCACACCCCCACCACACGGCUGUUUCCCCAGGUCGAGGAAAGCGUCACCCCGAGCCAACUUGAAAGCCCCCACACCACUUUCAUGGUCUGGGAGAAGGACAGCCCCUCAGCCCCCACUUUGUCUCAGGAGGAAACAAUUAGCAAUUGGGUGAUGCAGUCACUGCCUGACUAUAAGCAUCAAAUGGACAACUUGCUACCUGAUUCGACAAAAGUUUUCUUUGCAUCACGCAAACUUAGUCCAUAUAUUCACAAGAUUCUAGAAAUUCAGAAGAAAAAUAAAAAUAGAAGCAAAGUUAAAACCGUAAGUCAUUUAUUUUGGGGGAAUCAUCCCCAAAGAAAACGCAGAGGAUACUCAGAAAAAUGUUGUCUUAGAGGAUGUACAAAACACGACCUUCAUAUUGCAUGCCUCCCAUAUCUUAAUUAUAAAACCUCAAAGAGAAGACCAUCAGUUGUGACUGAAAUAUACUAA